Raphanus sativus (radish) is the source of this 813-nucleotide messenger RNA. RefSeq lists its product as uncharacterized. Bases 286 to 573 code for a protein of 95 amino acids. Gene Ontology annotation, molecular function: protein binding. The transcript is spliced from 5 exons. Lineage: Eukaryota; Viridiplantae; Streptophyta; Magnoliopsida; Brassicales; Brassicaceae. The record is from RefSeq and is a predicted model, not a curated record.
GUGACCGAUGUGGGACUUUCAAAAAGAGUAGUAAGAGACAAAUAAGAACACUCUCUUUGCAACAGCAGGUUUGAAUAAAGCUUAACCGACAAUAGUCUUAAACCUGGAGCCAAACAAGUCUCUGGUUCUUGCCUUGUUCAGCUGAGUCUGAGAAGAAGAAGCCAAACUUUCUCUCAGAUUCUCCAUCCUCGUGCAUAUUUUUUCCCGGAAAGUAAUCACAAUCGGCUCAAGUAAUCACAAUCGGCUCCGGAAGAAGAGGAGAUUGUUCAGUCGUUGUCUUGUGCCAUGGCCAUGUAUAUUCGUGUGAAGCGCAUGAAAGCCACUUACUUUAUCCAAUGUGAUCCCACAGAGACUGUUUUGGAUGUUAAGCAGAAACUCUUUACCCUCAUUGAGCAACCAGUUAGCAAUCAGCGUCUCAUCUUAAUGUCUACUGAAGAAGUAUUAGAGGAUUCCAAAUCUCUAGCAGAGCAGAAGGUUGAGAAUGAUGCAGUCGUGGCUCUGACUUUGAGGAAAGACGAUGACGACUUUGAGGAUGUUGACAUUGCACAGCCCACCGAUUUUUCUGUUGCAUGAAGAAUUAAUUAUAACUGGGGCUGGCUGUAUCAGGAGAACCUUUGCUUCAACAGGAGAAAGUAUUGAUGUUAACAAGAGUAGGAAUCUAUAAACGCUUGAAGUUAUAUCUUUCUCUCUGCUUGUAUCAAUAAUGUUUCUUUAGUUGUUACAGACGAUUGUUGUAAGUAAAGAUAUUGAGACGUGGAAGUGUGAUUGCAAUUUUGCAAGAUUAUAAGUUGUCAUGAAGUCUUUUUUAUGUUA